Raphanus sativus (radish) is the source of this 1195-nucleotide messenger RNA. Its product is annotated as ethylene-responsive transcription factor CRF6. The record is from RefSeq and is a predicted model, not a curated record. The transcript has a single exon. Bases 56 to 907 code for a protein of 283 amino acids. Gene Ontology annotation, biological process: regulation of DNA-templated transcription. Gene Ontology annotation, molecular function: DNA-binding transcription factor activity; DNA binding. NCBI's taxonomy places the organism in Eukaryota, Viridiplantae, Streptophyta, Magnoliopsida, Brassicales, Brassicaceae.
UAACACCUUGACUCUUCUCUUUCUGUCUCUCUCUCUCUCUCCAACCAGAGCAGACAUGGAGAGACGAACAAGAAGAGUAAAGUUCACAGAGCAUCACAAGGUAACACCUGUUCGUGCUAAGCCAUCUAACGACUCUCCGAGAGUUGUACGAAUCGCCUAUACUGAUCCUUUCGCCACUGAUUCAUCUAGCGAUGAAGACGACGUUACGUCUGCUCCGAGGGUGAAGCGAUACGUGGAGGAGAUACGAUUCGGCGAAACCAAAUCGUCCUCGUCUUCGAGGAAAGCUAAAAAAGGCGGCGGCGAGAGGAGAAAUGAUGACGUGUCAGCGAAUCCCGCCGUAAAGUACAGAGGCGUGAGGCGGAGACCGUGGGGGAAAUUCGCGGCGGAGAUCAGAGAUCCGUCGACUCGAUCUCGCGUCUGGCUUGGGACCUUCGUCACGGCGGAGGAAGCUGCUAUGGUUUACGACCGAGCCGCGAUUCGUUUCAGAGGUCAUAACGCACAGACGAAUAUUCUCGCUCCUCCUCCUCCUCCUCCGCCGGCGGUUAUCGAUCUUGAAACGGUCUCCCGAUGCGAUUCGGCGAGCCAGAGCCUCCGUUCUCCGACGUCUGUUCUCCGGUUCAACGCCAACGAGGAAACGGUUGAGAUCGAGCCGAUCGAGCUAUCCUCCCCGGCGAGUUUGUUCCCGGAUCCGUAUUCGUUGCCGGACCUGUGCCUCGCCGGCGAGUGCUUCUGGGAUUCGGAGACUCCUCCCGAGCCUUUGUUUUUGGAUGAAAUCGAAAUUGAGAAACCGUUGCUGAACCCGGUUAUACCGAAAGAAGAGAACGAACCGGAAGAUUUCUCGUUCGAUUUGAGUGAAGAUUUCGAUGCGUCUCCGUGGGAUGUAGACAAUUUCUUCGAGAAUGGUUAAAAUGAAAAAAUGAUGAGUUGAAUAUAAAAAACGAUGAUGACGCGGAUGCAUCUGGACCGUAUGCUGAGUUUUGCCAUUCAUGACGUGGAUGGUUCUGAUCGGCUGGAUUUUGUGGGUAAAUAUGAGUAGUAGGAGUAUAUUAGUUAAGAUAAAAAUGUCGAUGUUUAUAAAGGUUUAUUAGCUAAUUUAGUUAUUUUAUUCCUUUUUUUAGAGUGUACCAACUUGAGGAAGCAGUAUGUAUCAAAUGUUUAUAGUGUCCAUUAUUAAUAAUAUUUUUUAUUAGCUGUC